UCAAACGUGGCGACCGGUUUGUUGUCUGUCUAACGUGUACUACGGUCCGCACCAUUUCACGGGGCCGUCGCAUCGGCUGAACGAUGUUGUCCACCAAGUAUUACGCGCUUGUGUGUUUAGUUUUGUCGUUCAUUCAUCAUUCACUGGGACUUUACUUUCAUAUAUCCGAAACGGAACGAAAAUGCUUCAUCGAAGAAGUGCCCGAGGAAACGCUUGUCGUUGGAAACUACAAGUGCCAACUGUACGAUCCGAAGACCGGUGGUUUCAUGCAGUCCAGUCCCGGGAUCGGUAUGCACGUGGAAAUUCGCGAUCCUGAGGACAAGACCAUUUUGUCGAAGGUGUACAGCUCCGAAGGGCGCUUUAGUUUCACUUCGCAUUCGCCCGGUGAACACGUCAUUUGCCUCUACUCCAAUUCUUCCAGCUGGUUCAGCGGAAGUCAACUGAGGGUUCACCUUGAUAUCCAAGUUGGGGAGCAUGCUGUCGACUAUGGCAGUGUGGCACGGAAGGAGAAACUUACAGAGCUACAACUGCGUGUGAGGCAGCUCUUGGACCAGGUUGACCAGAUCACCAAGGAGCAGAAUUACCAAAGGUUCCGUGAAGAACGCUUCCGACAGACUAGUGAGAGCACCAACUCCAGGGUUCUGUGGUGGUCGGCUGGACAGACAAUCAUCCUUUUGCUCAUGGGAUUCUGGCAGAUGAGACACCUGAAGAGCUUUUUCGAAGCCAAGAAGCUUGUGUAAAACUGGAUGCCGUGUGCAACCUAGAGUGAUGUCCCUCCGUGUGUGGAAUGCUUUUUCUUUUUUUGGUGUCUCAUGGACAUUUUUGGUAUACAUCUGAUGGCGUUUUAGAAUUGGCAACCUCCCCCCUGUGUUUCUUCAUCCAAAAAAAAGUAAGGAAAAAGUGUGAAAAUUAUUUCAACAUUGUGAGGACACCAUUUGCAAUAAAUGUUCUUUAAAGCAGGGAAAGAACUUUCAUUGUGGAAUACAUGUGCUACUGGUAUUUCUUUGGCUUAUCUGGCUUAGGCAAAUGAAAGUGUUUCACUAUUUAAGAUCUUUGAUGCCCUAAAACAAGUCUUUCAUUUUGAUGAAAAAGUGGACAAAAAUGGAACCACUACUAUAUUGUCUUGACAUAUGUUGCUUGAAUGGUUUUGCUACACAUCAUACAUGUUGUUUUGUGAGAGGCACAGCUGCGUGUGCAUUGUGAUUUGAACGAUGCUGCAUGUCACUGUUUUGCCUGCAUCAAAUACUAAAAUACCUUGUCUAGAUGUCUUAGUUUAAAAAACUGGAGCAACUAAGCUGUACUUGAUGCCUCUGAUAGGUAUCUGAGUUGUACAGAACAUAGGGAUAACCUGUCAUUCUACAAAGUUUCAUGUAAUCUCUGCAUACAUGUACCUUUGUUGUGAAAGAAAUUUAAUGUCUCUUGCCUGGCAUCAGUUUGGUUAGUCAAAAUACAGUCCAUGCCUGUUACAAAGUAUCCUCAUAUGACAAAGAUUUUCCAAGUUUGAUUUGUCUGAAUGCAACAGAUCCUUUAGUGAAACUAGUUAUAAGAGUAAAGUUUUUAAACAAAUAAUUGUCUAAAUAAGGCAUAUACAAAAUACUUUCCUGUGGUGAUGCAGCAGUUUAUUGGACACAAUGUUGACCAUCCACUAGCAGAAACUGUGUAAGCAUGAAUUAUCUUACAGAAAAAUCACACCAGCAGCAAGCUUUCAGCAAUGGCAUGCUGUGCAUUAAAUGUUGAAGCAGUGUGAAGAACAGAGAUAAAGACAGCAGAUUAGUGAGGUGAUUAGAUAGAAGCCCUUGUCACAUGUCACGCUAGAUCACUUCGUCAUGUGCUCAAAUCGGUAAAAGCCAAUUUUGAGGGUGAGCUCAGUUCGUUUGAACAUCGGUCAACUCAAUGUUUAAUUGGGCGGCAAAAACGACAUGACAUUGCAACUUGGUCCUGUGAGUUUCUUGCCAUCGGGUUUUAAUGCAAAUGCUUGCCAGAUUUUCCUCCUCAUGUGGCAUUAACGCUUUCACAUUAGUAGAGCUUUUCAGUUCACUACACAAGUGGCUUAGCAACGCCUACAAGUGUUAGCUUGCUACAGUGUGUGCUACUAGGCCUAAGCCUAGUAGUUCGCUUGGGAGUGGGGUAUGCAUGUUUUGCUUCCUUUUAUCAAGGCAAUAGCACAGACAUUUGACUAAUGUGCUUUUGCUGUCAUGCUAUUCACAUGUGUGACCCCUACAGAGCAGCUUGUGUUCAGAGGCCACUCAAUAAAUGAAAAUGACAACCGGAUAUAUACAUAUAUGCUCUGCUCGCCUGGCUUUGCUGUAGCCGAGGCCUCCCACAGCUCGUGUGAUUGUGCUCGCAAAUACAUGACGGUGUUGCCGCCAAGUAGCUGCGUGCGAUCCUAUCUUCGUAUACUAGUUUGAGGUAAAUGGAUGCUAAAAUUCAAGCUACAAAAAUUGACUGUUUACUUUUGGGUCCCAUUUUGCGUGUCAUCUAGAAUCAAUGCUGCUAGGGACAUUCCUCCUUGUGCCAGCAUUACAAGAUGCCUUGUAGCUGCUAGGCUGAUGUUUCAUGUGUGGGACCCAAUAUCAAGCCUUAAUAUCACGAGAGCCCGUCAAUGCCUGGUGUCACCAUCACUGAUUCACCCUUCUAAACUGAUCUGUGUUUUAGUUUAUUUUAGAUUUAUGGUCGUGACCUACUAAUGAUGAUAAAACUAGAUGGUGCAUGCAAGAGUACUGUCAUUUUGCACCAUUGUGCAAGAUAUAUAUAUAGUGUAUGACAGAUCAUUCUUUCUGAAUUUUAUGAUCCAUUGUAACAGGUGUAGAUUGCAUUGGUUAUUAUUUUCAUUUACUGCACUGGGGUCUGCUACAUUUUUGGUGUGUUGUCACGACCUUGGGUAAUUCACUGUUGGACAUUCAUGCGAAAGUUCAAAUGUUGCUGUCCAGCGCUGCUUUUUACCUUGUGAGGAGAAUAAGCGGUGAAAAAGAGAUGGUCUGUUGGAAAUUUGAAUUUGUUGCCUUCAUUGAGAUUUGUGGGCAGGCAAGUAGUUGUUCAAUUUCCUCAUGUUAAUUGUAUGCACAUAAAUACUGUUGACUGGGGCAUGCUAGAUGCUGGUUCGAGUCAUUGUUGGAACUCUGAAGAGGUGCUGGAUCAAUGCACAACUUCAGCUUUAACAUAUUAAUCAACUCUGUAUGCUUAUAGUUCACUUAAUGUUUUCAUUAUAUAGCUGUAAAAUGCUUUGCACGACUGUCUUAAUAAGUGUUAUUUUGGGGGUGGGGACAUUGAAGGCCUGGAAAUUUUUUUUAAUAAUCUUGAUGAAGGCAAAAAUUUGUGUGAUGCCUUGUUCUGGUUUGUUCAUGUUGGCAUACAUUGGAAUUGAAUGAGUUUGUAAUAAAAAGGCCUCCAAAAAUAUGCUAUUCUUUUUAUGGCCAAAUG
Molecule: messenger RNA, 3420 nt
Organism: Rhipicephalus microplus (southern cattle tick)
Lineage: Eukaryota; Metazoa; Arthropoda; Arachnida; Ixodida; Ixodidae
Gene: eca
Product: transmembrane p24 trafficking protein eclair
Source: RefSeq, a predicted model, not a curated record